Pyricularia oryzae 70-15 is the source of this 362-nucleotide messenger RNA. RefSeq lists its product as uncharacterized. The coding region runs from base 1 to 261 and encodes 86 amino acids. The record is from RefSeq and is a predicted model, not a curated record. The transcript has 2 exons. NCBI's taxonomy places the organism in Eukaryota, Fungi, Ascomycota, Sordariomycetes, Magnaporthales, Pyriculariaceae.
AUGAAGACUUCAAUUGCCGCUUUUCUGGUCGGGGCCCUUUUUGCCCCCAUGGCUCUGGCAGGCCUGACCACUUCAAUUUGCAACAGUAUCGGAGGCAAAAAUCUCGGGGAUGAUUCAAUCUGCAGAAAGGCCGGCGCUAAAGCCCUGGGCAAAGGAUUAUGUUGCUUCGACAGAAGUAAUGCUCUAGUUCUGGAGAAAUACACCGCUAACUGCGACGAUCUGUCGGGGACUGUCCAGGCUCUUAACAAUCCUUGUUCAUGAAGCAUGUACCAUACCUAGUUUACUUGGCUAGUCGGGAGGGCAUUUUAACAAAGAGGACUUAAUUCGUUAUUUCUGGCAAAAUAAAAUGACCGUUGAUUAAG